Lactuca sativa (garden lettuce) is the source of this 1200-nucleotide messenger RNA. NCBI's taxonomy places the organism in Eukaryota, Viridiplantae, Streptophyta, Magnoliopsida, Asterales, Asteraceae. The record is from RefSeq and is a predicted model, not a curated record.
AUGGAACUAUUAGAGGAUGCAUGCCGUUUGGCAAUUAAAACAAAACAUCCCAGCUCUUUCCCUCAGUAUUAUGCAAAUCCAAUUCUUGAAGCCGCAAGACAAAAUUCAUAUGAGGUGGUACAACGUAUUGUGUAUUUCUUCCCAAGUGCAAUUAUGAGUGCGAAUGAAGAUGGUCACAACGUUAUUCAAUAUGCUCUGAUAAAUCGAUCAGAAAAGGUUUACAACCUACUUGAUGAAAUGAGCGAACAUAGGAAUAUAUGUCGAACAAUUAAAGACUCUUCUGGGAAUAACCUAUUGCACUUGGCUGCAAGAUUGGCACCAUCCACUAAACUGAAUCUUAUAUCAGGGGCAGCUUUACAGAUACAACGAGAACUACUAUGGUUUAAGGAAGUUGAAGGAUUUGUGUGUCCUCUAAGCAUCAUUCAAAAGAACUCUAGCGGCGAAACACCAAAAAUGGUAUUUACUAGAGAGCACAAAGACUUGGUGAUUGAGGGAGAAAAAUCGAUGAAGUCUACUGCAAAGUCUUAUACAAUUACAGCUGCAUGCAUUGAUCAUCACCAUUGUGUUUGCAGCAGCCAUUACAGUUCCCGGAGGAAGCAACCAGGAUACUGGAAUACCAAUUUUUACCUACAAAACCGCCUUCACUAUAUUCGCAAUAUCAGAUGCCAUAUCAUUAUUUGCAGCUGUUACGUCACUAUUAAUGUUUUUGUCGAUUCUCACUGCACGUUUUGCUGAGCAAGACUUUCUCUUCAAGUUGCCUACAAAGUUGAUAAUUGGUUUGACCACCUUGUUCAUUUCAACCACAGCCAUGAUAGUAGCUUUUGCUGCAACUUUGUAUCUUGUAUUUGGUCGAAGCCACUCAAGGGUUCUUAUCCCUAUAGCUGUGUUGACAUGCCUACCAAUUACUUCGUUUGCGACCUUGCAGUUCCCUCUUGUCCUUGACUUGAUGAGUGCCAUAUAUGGGCGUAGUAUUUUUGGUAAGAAAAGAGAUUAUUCUUAUUGGGAUAGAGAAAUACUGAUUUGAUAAUAUAUUUGAGAUCAUGGGGAUCAUAUAUAGUGGAAGUUGUGAACUACAUUGUAAUGGUUUGAUUCUUGGAAAAUAGCUGUUGUGAAAUCAUAGAGUAAAAUAGCCUGGAUUUGUCAUUACCGAAACAUAUUAACUACAAAAUAAUAUAGUGAUCUUAUCAUUAUACACGGCCA